GCUGGAAGAGCAAUCAAGACCAAGAUGAAAUUUUGGAAAUUUCCAAAGAGCAAUCAAUACCAAGAAUGGCAGUCGGUUUUCAGUAUUGCCAAAAAAUAUUUGGUAUAGUUUACAUGCUACUCAGUUUGGUUGAUGAAAUAUAAUUAGUUGUCUCAUUUAUCAGAAAAUUCACUUAUCCCGGGAUCUUUACGAAUUUACCGAACCACACCAAAUUGUUUGGUUUUGGGUAUUAAGUGUCGUAAAAUGCAAAAUGAUAUUUCUGUUUUCUAAUUUUCGGUUUGCUGAAUGCACAGGCCUUUUGGCUGUGGAUAUUGGGCUUAGAUACUCUUUCAGAAAUCCAAGAAAUGGAUCGUAGAAGUUCAAAACCGUAGUAAAGGUACUGUCAAGCCCAUCCAAUACAUUUUGUUUCCGUACAUUGCUGCCAGCUAAGAAUUAUUAAUGCUAAUACGUCAAAUGAGUUGGCGAGUUGGUGGAUGGAUAAGUCAGAAUUUAUUGCAAUUGACUGUCGACCGUAUCACGGCAGAUUUUCUCACCAUUAUAUAACACGCAUUCUCCGUGCACCAAUUCAUUCACCAUAUCUCCAUGUCUCUCUGCUUUCAGUUUUCUUCCCAUCAUUUUCUCUGAUUUAAGGCUUUUGCUUUAUUUUUGGUUGAAAAUCGGAUGAGAUUUGUGUUAAUAUUUAGUUAUCCAUGAAGAAAUAUCCUCUGCUGGAAAUAUGCAGAGGAACGAGCUCAAUUUUAAGGAAAAGAAGCGACUCAAACAACUGUCAUCACUGCCACAAUAAGGACAAAGAAAAUUUCCUACAGAUUCGGCGACGCAGUUUUCGUACCUGCUGGCUGCCCUCACCAAGCUAGAAAUCUAAAGUCGUGCACAAGUAUGUCUAUCGACUUUGUUUCAGCAGAAAGUGUCGGUGAGUGCAUCCGCCUGUCAAUGGAAUAUCGGUCGACUCCCUCACAAUCAUAGUUCUAAGGAAGACAAAUUGCAGGUGAAGGGAUUGGUUCUCAGCGCUGUACUUGGACAAGAUUGAUGCGUAAGUCAUAUAUGCUUGUUAAACAUAUGUCUUUGAUACGAUACGAUGUUAAUUCAUUUUAUUUUAUUCUUUACCAGUACUACGUUAAGAAGUCCAUUUGCACCGUACGCCAGAAUCCAGCUCAGCAAGGGGAGAAACCUAGUGUUUCACAAAUGAGGAGGGAGUUGGAGCGGAUGAAAUCGGCUCUCGAAACGAAAGGCCACCUUUUUCAACCCCAUAUGAAAGACUAUCUCUUAAAAGAGAUUCAGCGCCUCAUUGACAAAAUAAGCUUCAGUAUGCUCUUUCAGAUAUGGUACAUUUGCACCCUCUAUACGCAUCGGAAUGUACAUCGGAACCCUGCGCUGACGAAAAGGAAUGUGUUGGCAGUUUAAUCUCUCCUCACUAAAUUCCCAUAUGUGGAAGUGCAAUACCCAUGCCAACCGUCGCCGCCGUCACCCGCCAUUAUCCUCCGCCGCCGUGGGAGGAGGAGACUGCGAAGGCGGCGAUGGAGCUGGUGAAGAAAGAAACACACAUGCCAACAACAGAGCUCUGAUUGUUGAUUUGCUGCGGGCCUUUAAAGGAUGGCUAUUUCCAGAUUGAAUAUGGGGCAUGAUCGAGAGGUGGCGAGAGAUGUAUUUUCAGAAUCAGUUAAGAGAACGUGGUGCUCUGACUGAGAAAACAAUUGAAAACCAAGAUUUAUCAAGGCAAUUAAUUUCGGGGAGUUAAAAUGAUGCCAUUGAGAAGUUCAAAUGGAGAAACAUCUUCUGCUGGAAAUAUGCAAAUGAACGGACACAACUUAAAGAGGAAAAGCAUCGACUCGACCAAUUGCCAUCAAUGUCAUAGAAACGACAAAGAAAAAGUCGUGCGAUGCACCAAGUGCAAGCAUAGGGGUUAUUGUAUUCUCUGUAUCAAUAAAUGGUACAAAGGGCUGCAAGAGGCAGACUUUGCUGAAGCAUGCGCAGGCUGUCGCAAAAUUUGCAACUGUACAGCUUGCAUACAUUCUGAUUUGGAGAAUAAAGACAUGUUCAAACCAGACUUGCAGCUUGACAUCAACAAAAAGGUCGAGUACUCAAAAUAUAUUAUUAGAGUACUUCUUCCUUCUUUUAGGAAGUUUGUUGUUGAGCAGAACAUAGAAAGAGAAGAAGAGGCAAGAAUUCAAGGUGUUUCAGUUGCGGGACUUCAGCUUCCGAAAGCCAACUUUAUCCAGGGCAAUAAAGUCAAAUGCGACAACUGUAAGACUGCAAUAUUCGAUAUCCACAGAAGUUGUCUAAACUGCACGUACAAGCUCUGUGUAACUUGUUGCCGAGAGAUAAGGAAUGGCUUCCAAUGGGGAAAUGACAAAUAUCACGUUCAUCAUGGGGGUCGUACUUUUACAAGCAAUGACAGAUUUUCUGCAGCAGCCUGUUGUUCUAUGGACCACACGAGUUUUACUUCUGAAUGGAAGAUGAUAGACAGAGGUACCAUAGUUUGUCCACCUGAAAUUAUGGGGGGAUGUGCUCAUGGGAAUAUGGUGUUAAAAUCCACAUAUCCAGAUAACUGGGUAUCGGAACUGCUAAUUAAAGCAGAGUCCAUAGAUCUCGAGGUGGGUGAAAUUUCUGAACAAGCAUGCUCAUGUUCAGGGAGUGAAGUCUGUAAUUUCCGUUGUCCCACAGUUGUGGGCGUUGACCAAAAGCACUUCCAACGGCACCUAUAUAAAGGUGAGCCCGUGAUAGUCCCUGACGUGCUCAGCAGGACGACUGGGUUGAGUUGGGAGCCAUUAGUCAUGUGGCGUGGUUGCCGCAAAUCUAGAAGGACUAAUGAUGCUCGCAUUCUGGAAUUCAGCGUAACGAAUUGCGUAAAUUGGUGCAAGGAAACUAUAAACAUGCACCAAUUUUUCAACGGGUAUUCUGAAGGCCUCUUGGACAGUGAAGGCCGGCCCAAAAUUAUGAAGUUGGAGGAUUGGCCUCCAACUGAAUCCUUUCAAGAACGGCUGCCUCGGCAUUUCGUAGAGUUCAUUAGAUGCUUGCCUUUCAAGCUAUACACACAUCAAGCUGGCUACCUCAACAUGCCAGCGAAAGCACCAAAAAAGUCGUUGAAGCCGGAUUUGGGUCCAAAAAUAUGCUUUGCUUAUGGAGUUAAUGAGGACCUUGGCUUCUGUUCUGCAACCAAGCUUCAGUAUGCUCUUUCAGAUAUGGUCAAUGUCUUGAUGCAUACAGCUGCAACGUCUCUUAAUCCGGAUGAGCUUUCAACAAUAGUGGAGUUAGGAAGGAAGCACAUUGCCCAAGAUCCAGUGGUAUUUUCUGUAAGCACUGGGAAAGCAUAUCAAGAUGCCACGAGGAAUCAACAAUUUGAAAGGGAAAGUAAAAAUAAAGGGAAGGAAAAAUUUGAUCCUUCAACCUCAGGAAACAACGAUCAAAGCUUCGAUGAACAAAAAUGUGGUGCUAUCUGGGACAUUUUUCGGAGGCAAGAUGUUCCUAAGCUGGAACACUAUCUUCGGAGGCAUUACGGAGAGUUCAGGCGUGUCGUCCCUUUGCAGCAACUGGUUCAUCCUAUUCACGAGAAAGCAUUUUACUUAACAAUGGAGCAUAAAAGGAAGCUGAAAGAUGAAUAUGGAAUUGAACCAUGGACCUUUGUCCAGAGAUUAGGCGAUGCAGUUUUGGUACCAGCUGGCUGCCCUUACCAAGCAAGAAACUUAAAGUCGUGUACGAGUAUGUCCAUCGACUUUGUUUCAGCUGAAAGCGUCGGUCAGUGCAUCCGCCUAUCAACGGAGUAUCGGCGUCUCCCAAAGAAUCAUAGUUGUAAGGAAGACAAGCUGCAGGUGAAGGGAUUGGUUCUUAGUGCUGUCUGCCAAGCUGUGCAGUACGUGGACAAGAUUGAUGCUAUUGCGCUAAGAAGUCCAUUUGCACCCCCCUUUGAGCAUGGGAACGUACGCCAAAAUCCAGCUCAGCAAGAGGUGAGACCUAGUAUUUUGCAAAUGAGGAGAGAGUUGGAGCGGAUGAAAUUGGCUCUUGUAACGAAAGGCCACCUUUUUCAAUCGCAUAUGAAAGACUAUCUCUUAAAAGAGAUUACGCUCCUCACGAACAAAAUAAACUCCACUGCUGGCUCUUCAUCUUAGUCACACCAUUUUCAAUGGCCUGUUAGCAGUGGAUAUUGGGUUUAGGUGCUCAUGAGAAGUUCACGAAACGUAGUAAGAUGAGCUGGCGUGGCUUGGCGUGGCUGGAUAAGGCACAAUUUAUUGCGAAUCGCUGCAUUGACUGCCGGCCUUAUCACGUUACCAAUGAGGGAAAAUUCAGACGAAGCGCCCCAAUCUGAAGGGGAGAUACAUAUACCUAGUCUUGCAGAAGUGGAGAGGGAGUUGAAGAGGAUGAAACUGAUUCUCGAAACAAAAGGCCACCUUAUUGACCCUCAUAUGAAAGCCUAUCUUUUGCAAGAGAUUUUGAGCCUCCUUAACAAAGUAAGCACCUCUGCCGAGUCUUCUACGUCUCAGUGACACCAUAUCUACCGAUGCGUUAAUGUUUUUCAUACUAUAAUUUUGAGCAAUAUUAUUUUUUCUUCGUUUUUUUGUGAGUUGUAGUGAGUUUGGCUAAUCAGCUUUGACAUGAAUGAACUUUUGUUUUUUAUUAUAAUAUAUAUCUCUAAUUUCGUAGCAAUAUGUUGUAGCAGUUUCAUCUUUUUCCUACUUUGUAAUUCGUACCAUGAUUUAAUUUUCUUAAUAAUAUAAAACGGAUGGAGUAAAUGUAUUGAAAACUGGAUCGGACGUUGACCCGAACGAGCUAUUGAAUCACGGUUGGAUCGGGUUUUUUUUUU
Messenger RNA from Erythranthe guttata (spotted monkey flower), 4795 nucleotides. NCBI's taxonomy places the organism in Eukaryota, Viridiplantae, Streptophyta, Magnoliopsida, Lamiales, Phrymaceae. The record is from RefSeq and is a predicted model, not a curated record.